UCAUAUCCAAAAAAAACAAGAAAAUCAAAGAGAAGAAGAAUCAAGAAAGCAGCACACAGCAACACUGCAAGAAAUGGAUUUGGGAAGAUUUCCGAUAAUCUCGAUCCUCGAAGACAUGCUCGAAGUCCCCGAAGAGCACAACGAGAAGAGCCGCAACAAUCCCUCGAGAGCUUACAUGCGAGAUGCCAAGGCAAUGGCGGCUACACCAGCUGACGUCAUCGAGAACCCGAACGCGUACGCCUUCGUCGUGGACAUGCCUGGGAUCAAAGGAGACGAGAUCAAGGUUCAGAUCGAGAACGAGAACGUGCUUGUGGUGAGUGGAGAGAGGCAGAGAGAGAACAAGGAGAAGGAGAAUGAUGGUGUGAAGUAUGUGAGGAUGGAGAGGAGAAUGGGAAAGUUUAUGAGGAAGUUUCAGCUGCCUGAGAAUGCUGAUUUGGAGAAGAUCUCUGCUGUUUGUCAUGACGGCGUUUUGAAGGUGACUGUUCAGAAGCUUCCUCCUCCUGAGCCUAAGAAACCAAAGACUAUUCAGGUCCAAGUCGCUUGAGUUUAUGGAUUCUCUGUUUUGCUUUAUUAAUGUUUGUUUAGUUUUCUGGUUUGAAUGUAAUCGGAAUGUGAAGAGACUGCGUGCGUGUGUUUUAAGAUGGAAUAAAAGUUGUUCCUCUGUUUUAAUCU
Molecule: messenger RNA, 672 nt
Organism: Eutrema salsugineum
Lineage: Eukaryota; Viridiplantae; Streptophyta; Magnoliopsida; Brassicales; Brassicaceae
Product: 17.6 kDa class II heat shock protein
Exons: 1
Coding region: 74-544 (156 amino acids)
Biological process (GO): protein folding; response to salt stress; response to heat
Source: RefSeq, a predicted model, not a curated record